AUGUCCAAUUCAAACACUAAAAAUGAUAUUUCUAUCCCUAUUUCUAAAUUGGACAAUCAUAAUCCGAAUUCCCAAUUCCAAACUCAAAAUCCCCAAUUAAAAAACCCCAAUCCCGAAAUUGAAACCCCUAAUCCCGAAAUUCAAACCCCAAAAUUCCAAUUCCUAACCAAAUCCUUUGCUGCUGCUGUACACGGUGAUCUCGGACCUCCAAUUGCUUCUUCUAAGGUUGAUCGUCGUCGUCACUUGCUCCACCAAGAAGAUAUCGCUCCAAUUGGGACAAUUAAAGUGAUAGAUGGCAAGAAUGUGCUCUAUUUCUCGAAAGAGGAGGUUGAUAAGAUGCUUGAGCCGUUAAAGUACACCUUGAUUGGUAAGUUUUCUCAUGGGAUACAUCACUACAAAGUUAUGGAGAAGUUUAUUUACGAUUUAAAGCCCCGCGGUUCCUUUGAGUUGCAUAAAUUGAAUUAUCGGCAUGUGUUGAUUCAAUUCUCGGUAUUAGAUUAUUAUUCUUUACUUUUGAGAAGAUCGAUAUGCUAUAUUGAUGGGCUGCCCAUGCGUGUUUUUAAAUAUACUCCGGGCUUUAAUUUGAAAAACGAAACUUCUAUAGCGCCGGUCUGGGUUAAUGUGCCGGGAGUUCCUCCUUAUAUGUACAACCGGGAAGCUAUAUUCUUCCUUGCUUCUUCUAUUGGAAAUCCACUUGAGUUUGAUGAUUUUACAGCCGAUCGAAAGAAGCUAUCUGUUGCUCGAUUUUGCGUCGAAAUUGAUCUCUUGAAACCGAGGGUUGAACAAAUUCCGGUGAUGACUGGCUAUGAUGAUGUUGAGAUGAUUUCCUUGCCGGUAAACUACGAGAACGUCCCAAAAUUCUGCACGUUUUGUUCUCACCUGGGUCACUCGGUUGAAAAUUGUUAUAUGAAUGGAAAUGCUAAAAAACCGGAUUUUCCACCACCGCCACAACGGAUUCCCAAACCCACAGCCUUACCAAAGGAAAAACAAGUUUGGCGACGAGUUGAAAAGAGGAAAAAUGUUGUUGUUGAAAACAUGGAUAUUCCUAAAACAUCGGGGACAAAAUCAACUGAAAAUCCUAGUUUUUCUCAAGCUAUUGUGCGGACUACUGCCGAUAAUAUUAGUGAAGGAGAUUUUGAGCAUUACAACCCCUUUGAAUUGUUGGAGAGUGGGGCUCAAGAGGAUAUAGAGGCUGCUCAGAUUCAACCGGAUGUUGCUUCCAAACAUGUUACAAAAUCUUCGAAAAAGGGCCGAAAAAAUACUUCUAACACCAAACAACCGAUGAGCCCAGACCCUAUAGAUACUAUUGCCGAUGAUCAAGCAACUGAUUUAGAUGAUAUGGAGGCCUUAUCCAUGUCCAAAAAAAAUCAGCAUGUGUCUCCCUCCAAAAAGAACAGAAAUCAAGCUUCUAGUUCCCGAACCGCAAAGGGGGCAGCCCUCUCAACCCCCUCUCUAUCACCUUCAGCCACUUCGGUGGCCAAGGAUGUUCCCCUUAAUCAUGGGGUACACGGACGAGAGGGGUCAGGACUUUCGGCGGGUACGGAUCCGAUUACACCUACGUCGGCUGCCUUAUUUUGCGAACACUAUGUGACCAAGGUCCGGCCCACGGCCGAUCAAAAUUUGGCCGGCACGCCUCCUUUCAAUCACCUUGCCAUGAUCCCUUAUGAGCCCGUGAGCCCAGCCACGAGCAUACGCCCAGCUAAUCACGCUACUCCGGGCUCUAUCACUGAUGAACCUUCGGCCUCGUAG
Molecule: messenger RNA, 1749 nt
Organism: Erythranthe guttata (spotted monkey flower)
Lineage: Eukaryota; Viridiplantae; Streptophyta; Magnoliopsida; Lamiales; Phrymaceae
Source: RefSeq, a predicted model, not a curated record